Molecule: messenger RNA, 639 nt
Organism: Lycium barbarum (goji berry)
Lineage: Eukaryota; Viridiplantae; Streptophyta; Magnoliopsida; Solanales; Solanaceae
Exons: 1
Coding region: 1-639 (212 amino acids)
Molecular function (GO): nucleic acid binding; RNA-DNA hybrid ribonuclease activity
Source: RefSeq, a predicted model, not a curated record
AUGACAACAUAUCCAAUGGUCAAAAAGUUUAAGUUCUGUUGCACCAACACUAUGGCAGAAUACGAACCAUGCAUCCUAGGGCUUCGAAUGACCCUUGACAUGGAGAUUCACGAGUUAUUGGUGAUAGGCGACUCAGAUCUGCUAAUUCACCAAGUACAAGGAGAGUGGGCCACUAAGAAUGCCAAAAUCUUGCCAUAUGUGAAUCUUGCACAAAGAUUGUACAAAACGUUCAAGGAGAUUGAGUUCAAGCACACACCGAGGGCUCAAAAUGAAUUCGCCGAUGGGCUCGCUACCAUAGCAUCCAUGAUACAGCAUCCUGAAAGCAGCCAUAUUGACCCACUUGAGAUAAGCUUGAGAGAAGAGCAUGCUUACUGUUCUCAAUUGGAGGUAGAACCCGAUGGCAAGUCUUGGUAUACUGAUAUAAAGACAUACUUGGAGAAGGAAGAAUAUCCCGAAAGCACCAUAAGAAAUCAAAGGAAAACUAUCCGGCGAAUGGCUAAUGGAUUCUUCUUACGAGCAGGCUACUACUGGAUGACAAGGGAAACCGAUUGUUGUAAGUUCGUGCAGAGAUGCCAUCAAUGCCAAAUCCAUAGAGACCUAAUCAGAGUCCUACCAAGUGAACUUAAUGUCAUGAGCUAA